UCAUGUGAUACGUGUUGCCUUCUGCGUGUCGUCGUCGGCUGGGCAGCAUAAAGUUAGUUGAAAGUUUAUACCUCUGAAGUCUUGUGUUUUUAGACUAAACUCACAAUGGCAGUAACUUCGUUUGCGAUCGCGAUUUCCGUGAUGACUGUGUUCUGGGGUAUUGUUGGAGGAGUAGUGCCUUGGUUUAUCCCCAAAGGACCAAACAGAGGUGUGAUAGUGACGAUGCUGGUGCUAACUGCAGUCUGCUGUUACCUUUUCUGGUUGAUAGCCAUUCUGUCCCAGUUGAACCCGCUGUUUGGGCCUAGCCUGUCCACUGAUGUUAUUUGGUACCUGCGCUAUCACUGGCCUUAAUUUGCCUUCUCUGGGGCUCCCAACCCUUAAGCAGCAGACGACCUUACAGUGCUGCACACCAGUGGAUGUUUGCCAUUGCAGAGAUCAGUUGUCCCCAAUUGCCUUAAAACUCUGAACCCUGUAUGAUUAUUGAGUGGCACUAGUGCCUUGUGUAUAUAAUGACUCCCAAAGGGCUGUGAGAUCUGUGUGGAUGUGCUGUGACCUAAAUUAAAGUAACAUUUCCUUGUUGCAGUUUUGUUUAUAUAUUAUGUACAUUGUGUUCAACAAUAUUGUUAGCAUGAAUAGCAGUUGUUGUGUGAGUGUGUGUGUGUAUGUGUGAAGUUUGUGUCAGCUGGUUCAUCAGAUAAUUAAUAAAUGAAUAAAUAACUCAUUCAUCCAU
This is a messenger RNA of Pelmatolapia mariae (spotted tilapia), 730 nucleotides long. RefSeq names its product ATPase H+ transporting V0 subunit e1 (gene atp6v0e1). Gene Ontology annotation, cellular component: proton-transporting V-type ATPase, V0 domain. NCBI's taxonomy places the organism in Eukaryota, Metazoa, Chordata, Actinopteri, Cichliformes, Cichlidae. Gene Ontology annotation, biological process: proton transmembrane transport. The transcript is spliced from 4 exons. Gene Ontology annotation, molecular function: proton-transporting ATPase activity, rotational mechanism. The record is from RefSeq and is a predicted model, not a curated record. The coding region runs from base 106 to 351 and encodes 81 amino acids.